Molecule: messenger RNA, 1759 nt
Organism: Cuscuta epithymum
Lineage: Eukaryota; Viridiplantae; Streptophyta; Magnoliopsida; Solanales; Convolvulaceae
Source: the annotation of a GenBank genome assembly
CUAGAAGGAUUGCUCCUUAGAGAACGGCGUUUCUUAGGGAUGAGGGCGGCGCAGGGGUUCCUCCUGGUCGAUGAUUUUCUUCAUCGGAUCGGUGAUUACUUUUGGGAGAGACGUCCGAGGUUCAUCGAACGGCGAGGGGGAGUCGAUUAUCAUCCUUUCCUUAGAUGGCAGGGGAAGCACCCUUAUCUGCGAACAGGAUGCAGAUGGGAGCACGAUUUUGGCAACCUGGAGCGGUGGUGUCCAUCGCGGAAUCGACGGCCACUCCACAGAGACAGGCGGCCUAAAUCGAUUGAAGCUAGCGACGAGAGCAGGCGAAUAGUUUUUUGACCUAGGCCAACAGAUCGGAGAAGGCAAUUUUUUCACAGGGGCUCGGCUGACUCUCAGGGUAGGAGACAAGUUCAACUUAGGCGUCCAGUUGAGAUUGAUUUUGCAAAUGUUUCCAUUUUAAAAUUAUUGAUUACAAGGCUGUUCGCAUAACUGAAACCAAGAAUGGAUUGUCAUCUGCUAUAGAUCUUGAUAUUGAUAGGGUUAAUUGGUUGAAGGAUUCCAUACCCAAGAUCGUUCACGGUAAUAGAUUUGGUGCUAGGUUGGAGUUGAAUAAAUCUUUUAUUAUUUUGUACGAUGCUAAUAUCUUUGGAGGAUUUAUUCGAAUUAUUGACAAGGGACGUGAUUCUCUAUUUAUUCCCGAGGGACGAAAUGGAGAGGGGAUUUCGCGUUUUCUUACAGGGAUUAGAAAAGCAAUCACUUCGUUGAGCUCUAGUUCCACAGAACAGUAUUCAGGUGAGCUUUGUUUGGGUAUCAGGGGUCCCAAUGUUGAUUCGGAUUUUCUGCCUUUGGAUAGGGACUAUUCCUAUGUAACUGAGACUUCCAUUUCGGGUAGAUUACUUCAAGGUGAUAUUGAGCAUUUUGAUAAUUCUUUGGACUUGGUUUCUAUUGAUGGUUUUCACAACCUUGAGCAACUUCCUGAAUCUGAUGACUUUGCAAAGCUCAAUGAUUUCAUUCAGACUACUUUAACAAAUGGGGUGGAAUCACUUUCCCGUUUUUUGCUUAAUGAAUUUCAGAGUCUUCUUAUUUCCGCUUUGGGAAAGGGACUCAAUGAGGAUGCAAAUACUUCUAAAACGGGGACUUGCUCAGAGCGAGAGGAUCAUAACAAUAUGGGACUUUUAGAUUCAAGCGAUGGAAUUAGAGGUAGACAAAAUCAUCCGGGAUGGAAUGAUGCAAAUGUUAUUACCAUGGGCAACCUUUUUGAAGACUUUGAGGGAGUUUAUGGUGGUUCAGAAUCUAUAUUUUCGGGUGAUGAAUUUCUUGGUCAUGCAUCGGAGAAUGAGAAGAGAACUCCCAUCUCGACCGUGGGGGGCCUUUGGGACUCAGAUACCAAUGAGGUUAUUUGUAAAAAGGCUCUGUUGGUCACGCCAGAAAAUUGUCUACCCACUCAAAAUUUAAGCACCCAAAAAAGAUUAAACAGAAAGAAGAAUCAACGGUCUCAUCUUAUGAGAACUAGAUCUCAAUCAAGAACAGAGCUAUGAAGAUCUGACUAAGGGAUUAAGAGCAUUUUGAGAGGGAUCAUGAAAUACUUUGGGUUGGGUAUUUUAGCUUAGAUCCUUUUUUUAUUUUAUUUCUGUUUGUUUUCUUUGUACCUUCUGUUUUUUGUUUUAAUAAAAUCUUUUAUUUGCAAAAAAAAAAAAAGAUACACAUGUCUCGAUCUUGAGGGGACAAAUGUGAUAUUACUUAUCUAUUUUAAUUCACAAGGUCUACCAAA